This is a messenger RNA of Drosophila busckii, 3695 nucleotides long. RefSeq names its product importin-5 (gene Karybeta3). Bases 171 to 3482 code for a protein of 1103 amino acids. The transcript has 5 exons. Gene Ontology annotation, cellular component: nucleus; cytoplasm. Gene Ontology annotation, molecular function: nuclear import signal receptor activity. The record is from RefSeq and is a predicted model, not a curated record. NCBI's taxonomy places the organism in Eukaryota, Metazoa, Arthropoda, Insecta, Diptera, Drosophilidae. Gene Ontology annotation, biological process: protein import into nucleus.
AGCUGAAUAACAGAGAUCGAUCGCAUAGCACGCGGCAUUAAAAAACUUUGAAAUUUUGGCAACCCGGUGCUACUUCGGUUCUUUUUUGGUGGCGGCUUCGUCGCGUGAAGUGUGUUUUCCGCAUUCGUUUUUUUUAAAUACAAAAAUUGACGUGAACACUGCAUAGUAAAAUGGCAGCGGACCAGGCACAAUUCCAGCAGCUCCUUAGCUCUUUGCUGUCCAUGGACAAUGAUGUUCGCAAGCAAGCUGAGGAUGCAUACAACAAUUUGUCCCGGGAGCUGAAGGUAACACACCUGUUGGGGAACAUAUUAAAUGGCCAGCAAUCGGAAGAAGCACGCCAAAUGGCUGCCGUGCUCAUGCGUCGCCUCUGCACCUCCGAGUUUGCCGAAUUUUACAAAGAGCUACCAGUUGAUUCCAAGAAUCAAUUGCUGCAGCAAAUCCUGAUGGCCGUUCAACAAGAUGUGACCCCACAGCUGCGUCGCAAAAUAUGUGAAGUGGUUGCCGAGGUGGCACGUAAUUUAAUUGACGAGGAUGGUAACAAUCAGUGGCCCGACAUUUUGCAGUUUCUCUUCCAGUGCGCCAAUUCGCCAACACCACAGCUGCAGGAGUCAGCAUUGCGCAUCUUCAGCAGCGUUCCUUCAAUAUUUGGCAAUCAAGAGACGCAAUAUAUUGAUCUGAUCAAGCAGAUGCUGUCGAAGAGCAUGGAGAAUGGCGAUGGUGAGGUGCGUUUGCAGGCAGUUCGUGCCAUUGGUGCUUUCAUACUCUAUCACGACAAGGAGAAAGAGGUGACCAUAUACAAGCACUUUGGAGAUUUAUUGCCACGCAUGCUGGUCAUCACUGGUGAAUCGAUUGAAGCUCAGGAUGAUCAGAGUUUGCUCAAGCUGCUUAUUGACAUGACAGAAAAUUGUCCCAAGUUUUUGCGUCCACAAUUGGAGCUCAUCUUUGAGUUAUGCAUGAAGGUGUUUAGCUCCACGGAAUUUGAGGAUAGCUGGCGCCAUCUGGUGCUUGAAGCGAUGGUCUCGCUUGCCGAAAAUGCGCCUGCUAUGGUACGCAAGCGCGCAGAGAAAUAUAUUAUUGCACUUAUACCGCUUGUGCUGCAAAUGAUGACCGAUCUCGAUGAUGAUGACAACUGGGCCACUGCCGAUGUUGUCAAUGAGGACGAUCAUAGCGAUAAUAAUGUAAUUGCCGAAUCUUCGUUGGAUCGUUUGGCCUGCGGCUUGGGUGGCAAGAUGGUUCUCCCCCAUGUGAUGAACGCUUUGCCCGGCAUGCUUAAUCACGCCGACUGGAAGCAUCGUUUUGCCGCUCUUAUGGCAAUUUCGGCCAUUGGUGAGGGUUGCCACAAGCAAAUGGAUGCCAUUCUGGAUCAAGUUAUGUCCGGUGUGCUUAAUUACCUACGUGAUCCCAAUCCACGUGUGCGUUACGCUGCCUGCAAUGCCAUUGGACAAAUGUCCACAGAUUUUGCACCCACGUUUGAGAAAAAAUUCCACGAGCAGGUUGUGCCAGGCUUGUUGCUGCUGCUCGAUGAUGUGGAGAAUCCUCGUGUGCAGGCUCAUGCUGGCGCUGCUUUGGUCAAUUUCAGUGAAGAUUGUCCCAAAAAUAUAUUGACACGCUAUUUGGAUGCAAUCAUGUCUAAGCUCGAGACCAUAUUGAACUCGAAGUUUAAGGAGCUUGUGGAAAAGGGAAAUAAGCUGGUGCUGGAGCAGGUGGUCACCACCAUUGCCUCAGUUGCAGAUACAUGCGAGCAUGAGUUUGUUGCCUACUACGAUCGCCUAAUGCCCUGCUUGAAGUUCAUUAUUCAAAACGCCAAGUCAGAGGAGUUACGUAUGCUGCGUGGCAAAACAAUUGAAUGUGUGAGUCUUAUUGGUCUUGCGGUGGGCCGUGACAAGUUCAUUGGAGAUGCUGGAGAGGUCAUGGACAUGCUGCUGAAGACACACACUGAGGGUGAUCUGCCCGAUGAUGAUCCGCAAACAUCGUAUUUGAUAACGGCUUGGGCGCGCAUGUGCAAGGUCUUGGGCAAGCAGUUUGAGCAAUAUUUACCGUUAGUUAUGGGACCGGUCAUGCGUACCGCUGCGAUGAAACCGGAGGUGGCGCUGCUCGACAACGAGGAAGUGGAAGAUAUCGAAGGUGAUGUGGAAUGGUCGUUUAUUACACUGGGUGAGCAGCAGAACUUUGCUAUACGCACCGCUGGCAUGGAGGAUAAGGCAUCCGCCUGCGAAAUGUUGGUUUGCUAUGCUCGUGAACUCAAGGAUGGCUUUGCCGAGUACGCUGAGGAGGUGGUGCGCCUCAUGGUGCCAUUGCUCAAGUUCUAUUUCCAUGAUGGUGUGCGCUCAGCAGCAGCUGAAUCGAUGCCAUAUUUGCUGGAUUGCGCCAAAAUCAAGGGCCCGCAAUAUUUGGAGGGCAUGUGGCUUUACAUUUGUCCUGACCUGCUUAAGGUUAUCAACACCGAGCCCGAGCCGGAUGUGCAAUCCGAAUUGCUGAACUCGUUAGCCAAGUGUAUUGAGACGCUAGGACCCAAUUGUCUUAACGAGGAGUCCAUGAAGCAAGUGCUGGAGAUUGUCAACAAAUAUUUGGUUGACCACUUUGAGCGCGCCGAUAAGCGUUUGGCUGCACGCGCUGAGGAGGAUUAUGACGAUGGUGUGGAAGAAGAGCUGGCCGAGCAGGAUGACACUGAUAUUUACAUAUUGUCCAAGGUAGUGGACAUCAUCCAUGCACUUUUCCUUACUUGCAAGGCGCAGUUCUUGCCCGCCUUCGAUCAGGUGGCGCCGCAAUUUGUCAAGCUGUUGGAUCCCAAUCGUCCAUUUGCCGAUCGUCAGUGGGGCAUCUGUGUGUUCGAUGAUAUAAUUGAAUUCUGCGGUCCCGCUUGCGCGCCAUAUCAGCAAAUAUUCACGCCUGCUCUGCAGCAAUAUGUGGUGGACAAAUCACCGGAUGUACGCCAGGCAGCCGCUUACGGUUGUGGUGUUUUGGGUCAAUUUGGUGGUGAUCAGUUUGCCAUCACGUGCGCUGGGCUGAUGCCAUUGUUAGUGCAAGUAAUCAACGAUCCCAAGGCUCGUGAAAUCGAGAACAUUAAUGCUACGGAGAAUGCCAUAUCGGCCUUUGCAAAGAUUCUGAAGUAUAACAAGUCUGCGUUGAGCAAUGUGGAUGAGUUGGUUGGCAUUUGGUUCUCUUGGCUGCCCACAUCCGAAGAUACCGAGGAGGCUACCCAUAUUUAUGGCUAUCUAUGCGAUCUAAUUGAGGGUAAUCAUCCAAUUAUUUUGGGCGCCAACAAUUGCAAUCUGCCUCGCAUCGUUUCCAUUAUUGCGGACACAUUCUGCACAAAUGUGCUUGACCCAAAGACAGCGCCAGGCACACGUAUGCUAACUAUUGUGCGACAGAUAGAAUCCAAUCCCGAUGUAAUGCAGGCCUGCGCCAGCUCUUUGAGCCCCGAGCAACAGCAGGCGCUGCAGGAAGCCUACAGAGAGUUUCCCAGUGUGCCGUCUAGCUAAACGGUUAAAGUCAUCCAUGCCAGCAGCUAUAACUCUAUAGCACAAGCAUUAUAUUAAAAAAAAAAAAAAACAAGGAAAAGCUUAAAAAAAAAUUUAUAGGAUCACACACACAUACACAUAAUUUUAUUUCGAGCAUUGCAUGUGUAUGCUCUACAAAGGAAAACAAACAAUUUUCUCGUUAUUGCAAGUUCGCAAAUAUAUACAUAUAUAUUA